CUCAAAACCCCAUUUUGCAUUGUAGGGAGGGACAGACAAAUUAAUCAUGGUGCAGUGGUGGCGCUCCGCCGCGGGCAACCUCCGAACGGUGGCGGUGAGCCGUUGGGAGUCUUCGUCAUUCAUAUCAGGAUGCUGGCGUAGUCAUUACCACACGAUUCAAGCCAUCCCAAGAGAGUGCAGUGGCAGCAGAGUCUCGGCGAGGGACAGAAUGCAAGGUCGAAUACCGGCCGUCGUUUUCUUCCAGAAACUUCUGGAAAAAAACUCCGGCGACCGAUCGGCGUCGAAGAAGCAUUUGCUCACCGUCGAGAAGAAGCAGAUUAAGGCCAUACUCAACUCCGUCGAUGAUUCUUUCUUCUGCUCCACUCGUUUUGCGCUCCAGAUCCGUGCCGGAUCCGGAUCCUCUCAUUUGCUCGAAUCCGGAUCUGUGCUACCUAUUAAGAUUCAUAGGGACAAAGAGAGUGGGAACAUUCUGAAUAUGGUGUUUGUUUGGGCUGAAGACGGGAUGGAAUUGAAGGUACAUGUGCCUGUUGUUUUCAAAGGGGAAGAUGCUUGUCCUGGUCUCCAGAAAGGGGGAAUUUUAAAUAAGAUCAGAACUAAUCUAAAAUAUCUUUGUCCAUCUGAGCACAUUCCUUCAAAAAUUGAGGUGGAUGUGAGCAAUCUAGAUAUUGAAGAUAGGGUAUUCUUGCGUGAUAUCGAGGUUCAUCCAUCCUUGAAGCUUCUGAGUAAGAAUGAAAACAUGCCCAUAUGUAAAAUAGUUCCAACGAGUUUGGGAAACCAAGCACCUGUUGGUGAGUGAUCACUGAAGAUGUUAGAUUCGACAAAUUGACAUUCAUUGGGAGAAAAGCAAACUCAAGAGAUGCAAUUUCCAAAUAAACAGGGUUAACUCUUGAUUUGGUGGCAUGUUGUAGCAGUGAUGGGGACAUGCACAAGAGAUGUUAAGACUCUUUUAUGUGUUUUGACUUAAUUGGCGUUUCAAUGUUGUUGGCUGUUGAUUUCUAAUGGAUUAAUGAUUUCUAUUCAAUCUUUGAUGGCAUGUACGAGUUAGAUAUUUAAGUUCUUCAACUUGACUAGACAUAUAGGAGCUGGAUAUUAUAAUUAUAUGUAUAUAUUCGCAUUGAAGGCACCGUUUAUAAGUGCCAGGUCUAUUGGGAUGGCUUUUGGGAAGGACCAACUUAGAUUGACUGAAUUUCCCUUCACUAGUCUUUCUUUCUUUAGAGGAUAUUCUGACAAGAAAGCUAUCAGUUUAGAUACUAGACGCAUCGACGCUGUUUAGUUCAUGGAUGAAUCCUUGA
This is a messenger RNA of Gastrolobium bilobum, 1292 nucleotides long. RefSeq lists its product as uncharacterized. Gene Ontology annotation, biological process: translation. NCBI's taxonomy places the organism in Eukaryota, Viridiplantae, Streptophyta, Magnoliopsida, Fabales, Fabaceae. Gene Ontology annotation, cellular component: cytosolic large ribosomal subunit; ribosome. The transcript has 3 exons. Gene Ontology annotation, molecular function: 5S rRNA binding; structural constituent of ribosome. The record is from RefSeq and is a predicted model, not a curated record. The coding region runs from base 47 to 796 and encodes 249 amino acids.